GCCGAUUCGAAAGAACGAGUCGUGAUCGCAAUCCGCACCGAACACCUACAACCACCCCACCACUCCCACCACUUCCAUCACCGCCGCCAUGUCUUUCCAGGACGCCAAGAAGGGAGGUUCCCUUGACGCCCCAAAGAUCCACAAGAUCCGCAUCACCCUCACCAGCCGCAAAGUGCAGUCGCUGGAGAAGGUCUGCACCGAGCUCAUCGAGCGUGCCAAGAGCAAGGAGCUGCGCGUCAAGGGCCCCGUCCGUAUGCCCACCAAGAACCUCAAGAUCUCUACCCGUAAGACUCCUUGCGGUGAGGGAUCCAAGACCUGGGACAUGUUCGAGAUGAGAAUCCACAAGCGUCUCAUCGACCUGAACGCACCCACUGAGGUCGUCAAGCAGAUCAUCAUCAACAUCGAGGCCGGUGUUGAGGUGGAGGUGACCAUUGCCGCAUAAAUUUGUGCGCGCACGGUGCAGGAUUGAGGAGGCCAAGAGACCAUCAUGCGUCGGCCUCCUCAUGCCAUCUUAUGCCAAUACAGUUAGGCUGGAAAACAAAUCCCAACAGCUCUGACCUGUUCCUGACCAAACAUGAUUUCCC
Messenger RNA from Sphaerulina musiva SO2202, 584 nucleotides. RefSeq names its product ribosomal protein S1. Gene Ontology annotation, cellular component: ribosome; cytosolic small ribosomal subunit. The transcript has 3 exons. Gene Ontology annotation, biological process: translation. NCBI's taxonomy places the organism in Eukaryota, Fungi, Ascomycota, Dothideomycetes, Mycosphaerellales, Mycosphaerellaceae. Bases 89 to 442 code for a protein of 117 amino acids. The record is from RefSeq and is a predicted model, not a curated record. Gene Ontology annotation, molecular function: structural constituent of ribosome.